AUGAAAGUCGUGUUACUUGGGCAGAAUUCAUGGCGAUGUUCCGUAUGCCGCCGGAAGGCUGCUCCUCGUCUACCACCCGCCGCGCAAGACAGUACAGACUCGUUACUUGAAGUGCCGGUACUAGAGGCCUUACAGCGGCGUCACUCAGAAGCUAGACUAGGCAGCGGUGGCAGCAGCACCGCACUCGCCCCACCAAGAUCACCAGAAUUACGUCGACACUCUGACGUUUCACCGGCCUCAUUAAAAGAACUAGAAAAGCUAAAGGGCGUUGGCGGCAGUUCCACGCCGGACGUGACGUCACGUCGGCCAAGCACGGUGUCGCCUGCGCGACGGAGAGCUUCAGCAGUAGACGUGGUAGCAGGAAGUCAGUCCCGACGUGGCUCAUAUCGAGCUGAUGACUCGGAGACAACACCGCAAAUCACAGGCCUCAGCGUAGACGAGGAUCGGCCUAUCAGACGACGUGGAAGCCAGUUGCCAGAUAUAGCAGCACUACAACAACGUACCGGUGCAUUAAGUGCUAUGGCAGCACUAGCUUCUCGGGGAUCUGACGCUGCAGCUGAACCAUCAGCGUCAGCAACUGCUGCCGCCGCCGCAGCAGCCGCCGCUGCACGACAAAUGUCCGUCGAUGCGGAAGCAAUCAAAAUUGUAAUACACGAUGUUGACGACCGCACACCGCGCCGCGUCUCAUUACGCCGUGACCCCAACGACAAAGGACAUAGGUCACGAGGUUUCGGUAUGCGUGUUGUCGGUGGUAAACCUGAUGUUAGUGGGCGUCGUGAAGCAGUUAUAGUUUGGACUGUACCCGGAGGUCCAGCUGAUUUGGCUGGCCUACAACAAGGGGAUAAGGUAUUAGAAUGGGGUGGAGUACCUCUCACAGAACGCAGUUUCGAAGAGGUCUGCGCAGUAUUGGAUCGUGGUGGUGACAGCGUGGAACUACUCGUGGAGCCGGCCCCCCACCACGAAGAUACACCACAAGCUCCGCAAUCGCACCACCACCAUUCACUAUACGGUACAGCUGUCAAUAAUGAGCUUGUCAUACCAGAAUGUGAAUUUAAUCUUGAGCAAGAAAGAGCGGAACGUGCACGAGAGAGGCCGCCGGCACGCGCUCAGCUGCAGGUCUGGUUCGAGAGCGAACUCCGCAAACUGGUGGUGGUGCUGAUCGCUGCCGAUGAUCUCCCUCCACGGGACCACACGCUCGGAUACGGAGAUGAACCUGAAGCUUUUGCCAGAAUACGCCUAUUACCAUCACUCGAGAGCUGUCCGCCAGUGGAGACGGAUCCAGCGUCAGCAUCGUGCAGCCCUGUCUGGAAUGCCACUCUCGGCUUCGGUGGCCUGACUGCUGACUUAUUAGCCGGUCGUGCUUUAGAGCUUACUUUGUGGGACGCCUGUCCAGGAAUCGAUCCGGUGCUCAUUGGAGAGUGCACGAUGGAAUUGGAAAAAGCAUUCGCAGAAGAGCGAGCAGUCUGGUGGACGUUGGAGGAGCGCGGCACUCGGUCCGCUAGUGCUUCCCCGCGCGGCUCACUUACCGGUGCGCGCGCGCUACGACGCGGCGACUUUUCCUCCCAGCGCUCCGCAUCUGAUGACGUAGAUUCAAUUGGCGAGUGCGCUUCGCUGUUACACCCUGACCACGCGUGGGUCGGCGGUUCGCGUCGUGGAUCAUCCCAGUCGGAGACUCUAGAAGUGGAGGUCUAUCAACUAGGCAAGGAUUUCUCACGUUCACUACCUGGCUCACGCAGAUCUUCAUUCCAGCAACAAGAAAAAGAGGGCGGUGGUGAUGCGGGUGCACCGGGCCCGAGUGGCGGCGGACGACGCGAGCGACGUCGCUCUUCGUGCGUUCGACGCGAUCCUGACGACAUCUUGCGUUCAUUGAGAGCGGUGAAGGGCGAGCUGGGCCGUACGCUAUCACUAUCCGGGUCCACCGCCAGGCAUGGUGGAGGCCACCGAUGCGGCCGAGUCGAGGAUCAGAAUAGGGUUCCGGGCCACGUAGUAGCAUGGGCCAUACAUCGCUUGCGCGGCGGCCGCGCGCACGCACCGUUGAAUGUGGCUGCGCCCGAAGCUUUUCAUCACUUCACUGUGUCUGUUCUGUUCUGUCCUGACGCAUGCCCGGCCGCGGGCGAUCACGCUCACUUCAUCUGUCUUUGUGUACCAUUGUGGUUCUGCUGGCUCGCGCGUGCAUCGAGUCGAGUGGGGUCACAUUUGGCGGCGAGUGCGUGUGGUAUCUGUUGUGGGGCCGCAGGUACGGCGACGGGGCGCAAGGGCAGCAUGUGGGCGGCAGUGCCGGCGGCGGGGGCGUGCGACGCGGUGGCCGACGACGGCGACCAGGUGCCACUAGGACCGGGACAGUUGCCGCCACGUAACGCGCAUCUACCACCUCUACACGCUGAGAUCAAUAUCAGCAUCAUUAUGAUCAAAGGGCAACUUGAAUUAGAGGCUAGUGAAGCGUUAGGACGCACUCUGGUAGUAAUGUUGUGGCAACGGUGCGGCGGCUUCGAGCACAACCUCGCGUUGGGUGGCGCAGAAAUCUGUCUGGACAAACUGACAUUGCCCCAGCGAACGUACGGCUGGUACCCAUUGUUCCCGGCUACCUCACUCGGCGGCGAGGAAUCUCCCGACUGA
Messenger RNA from Diatraea saccharalis (sugarcane borer), 2616 nucleotides. The record is from the annotation of a GenBank genome assembly. NCBI's taxonomy places the organism in Eukaryota, Metazoa, Arthropoda, Insecta, Lepidoptera, Crambidae.